Amaranthus tricolor (Joseph's coat) is the source of this 2015-nucleotide messenger RNA. RefSeq lists its product as uncharacterized. NCBI's taxonomy places the organism in Eukaryota, Viridiplantae, Streptophyta, Magnoliopsida, Caryophyllales, Amaranthaceae. The transcript has 2 exons. The record is from RefSeq and is a predicted model, not a curated record. Bases 945 to 1364 code for a protein of 139 amino acids.
AAAAUAAAUGACAAAAGUAUGUUACCCAAGAUUCAUAUAUUUGGCAUUGUAUCCUUAAUUGGGUGGUGAAUCCAUAGCACCGGAGGGUCAUGUGUAGGGAUGGGCAAGGGUCUAAGACCCAAUCCAAACCCUAUUGGAUCCUAUCCUUUUUUAAGGGUAAGGGUUUAUUUUUUUUGGACCCUAAGGGUUCGGGUCUAAAAUAUAUUAUAAGAUUCAGAGUCCGAGUCUACUCGGAUCCGACCCUUAGACCCUUUUUAUUUUUUAUAUUUUUAAAUUUUUUUGGGUUGGAGAGUAUAAUUUGUAAUAACCUUAUUCUGAAAACAGCACUCCUUUCCCUUCUCCAAAACCCGCCGCACAACCCACCACUACACAUACCCAACCCAGUCGCAGAACCCCAAUUAGCUUCUAAAGCCCGCGCCACCACUAAACCCGACACCACAGUGAAAAGUAUCAAACCCUAAUAUCCUAAAAUCCAAAUCCACCAAAUUUCUCCCUAAGUUUUAAUGAAUUGAUUUGGGGGUUGCUUUUCUUUGGAUUGUUUGGAUUCUAUUUUAUGGUAUUGGUCUGAAAUUUGUACGGAUUUCAAUGGAGGAAAUCGCAAGGUCAGAAUCGUUUUUUGAUUGGGGAAUUUUGAACCCAUCUUUUAUGGGUUGAUUAUGUACUAGUGCCUAAAGCUACAUCAAGGUCCUGAUCCAAUUUGGAGUAAGAUUUGGAAGCUUAAGGUUUCCCCCCAAACUCUGUGAGUUUGUUUGGCGCGUGUGUUGGGACAUAAUUCCCCAUGGAGUCAAUCUCAGCAAAAAAGGGAUUCCUGAUUUUGAGGCUUGCAAGCGUUGCGGGAAAAAGAGAGCUUAUUUCAUUUGAUUCGUGAUUGCUCUUGGGCCGUGAACUUUUGGAACCUGCCUGGAAUUGAGGCCCCUUGCUCUUUAUCUAAUUCUUUUCGGGAUAUGCUGGAUUGGUAUUUAAUUCAUAAAGGGAGGAAUGAAGCUGAAAAAUUUGCUACUCUUUGCUGGCAAAUUUGGAAGUCUAGGAACGAGGAGAUUUUUGAUCGAGUUGUUAUGCCUCCUCUUCUCAAUGUUCGAAGAGCUUUGGAUUGGUUGCUUGAUUACCAAUGUGCUCUGAUGUUUGAUCGUGGUCCUUCUGGGAAUGGGAGAUUGUUAGCGGCUUGGUCGUGUCCACCAGCUGAUGCCAUUAAGAUCAACUUUGAUGGAGCUGCUCACAAGGAAGAAGAUAAAUUCGGUCUGGGCUUCAUUGCUAGGGACUCGAUGGGUUCUUUUAUUUUGGCCGGUUCGAAAUCCGUUUGGCAUUGUGGGUCUGUUGAAGAAGCUAAAGGCCCGUGCCAUGUUUUGGACUUUUUCUGUUGCUAAAGAGCAGGGAUGGCGACAUGUUCUCUUUGAAGGUGAUUGCAAGGUAAUUAUCGACUCCAUGAAUGGCAAGAGCUCUCAAUGCUGUGUUGUUCAAUCUUUGCUGGACAAUACUGCCUCUCUUAGUUUUCAUUUUGAGUCUAUUUCCUUUGUAGUUUGUUAUCGAGAGUGUAAUGGUGCCGCUCAUAAGUUAGUCCGGUGGGCUGCCUCCGGUGUUAGUGAUGAGGUCUGGGUGGAUGUUGGCCCGACCUGGCUAAGGGACGCUUUGUACUCUGAUCUAAAUCAUUCUUAGUCUAGCUUUCGCUUUCUUUCAAAAAAAAAUAGUAUUAUUAAUACAACUCGUCUUGUAUGAGACCGUCUCACCAUGAGAUAAGCCCAUAUCAUAGCCCAUUCUUUAAAUGAUUAUUUUAAAAUCAUAAGUGAUCGUUUUAAGGUUAUAAGUAAUCACUCUAAGACUAUGAAAAGUGUUUAUUUUAAAAUUAUAAGUGAUCACUUUAAAACAAAUUGUAUAUUGGACUAGUCCAAUAGAGAUGGUCUCACCAUGAGACUGUCUCAUUUAAGAAUUAGUGUUAUUAAUUUAAAUUUCCUAUUAUAAUAAUCAUUUUAUUAAAAUAGACAUUAAAAUUUGAUUGAAACUUAUUUCUUCUUAUGGUA